AUGACGAUCAGAACUGAUUCCAAAAACUCUAUACACAGCAAUCGUAUCAUAGAGGAUGAGUCAGAUAGCGAUAUAGAGUCUGUCAAAGAAACCAAGAGAAGAAGAAGACCUUUUCAAAAGAUUGGAAUAACUUUUCUGGGUGUUGCAAUCAUUUUCUCAUUGUUAUUAGUUACAGUGCCCGCAGCAUUGUUAAAUCAUGUAAAUACUUUUGUAGAUGGUGUUUUGUUUCGUGCACUGUUCGCCGCUUUUGUAGCAUGUCUCUUUAUAUGUUUAUGUUCGAUUUAUUAUCUUGGUGGUGAAAAUCAAGCUUGGGAGGAUCCAGAAGGAAAUGAUCUUAAUUUAAGUUUCCAAAAUAUUACAGUGAUUCUAGGUAUUGUUAUAGAGUUUGUUCAAUUGUUUUCAUUUUCAUUCAAUCAGUUAAGUCCAUUUUUGGGAUCAGAGGAAUUAAGAAACUUGAACUACCUAGCAAUACCUUAUGAACCUGGAAAAGUCUUUAGAGUCAUUGGAGAAUCAUAUACAUCAAAUUUUAUAGCUAGAAAUGAACAAAGAUAUUAUUCGAUAUUAUGGUUUCUUGUAAACACUAUGUAUCUACCAGUUAUGAGUACUAUGUUUGGUGGUGUUGAUUGUACAUUCCAAUCCGAUAAUAAUAUAGUUUCUUGGGAUUCCGAUCCAUCAUUAACUUGUUUAAGAGGAAUUCAUAUAGUUUUCAUUGUGUGUUCAAUGGUUGCAUUGGUAGUUUAUUAUCCAGCAGCAUCAUUUGCGCAAUCUCAAACACAAAACAUUUCGGAUAUUAAAUUUAAACCAACUGUAGUAUUUAUAUUUGCACAAGGUAAAGUCUUAUUGGCAGCCAUGGCAGUCUUUGCAACUAGUUAUAUAUAUGUAUAUCUCGCAGCAGUUAUAGUUGUGAAUAUUGUAUUUUUAGGAAUUAAUGUUAUAUUGGAGCCAUGUAUUGUUGAAUGGGUAAAUCGUAUGAGAACAGUAUUUUUUUCAUUUUGUUGUAUUUCAACGAUUUGUUCAUGGCUAGCACUGAUACCAAAUAUCAAAGAUUUCGUUCCAAUGAUUUUAAUGAUAUUUGGAUGGGUAGCAUUUGCCGUCGUCUAUUCAAUGUUGUAUUAUUUUGAAAUUAAUCUUGGUAUUUCAGAAAAAAUAUUUUCACUUAUUCGCGUCAAAGAAACACCAAGAAAACCUCCACCUGAAUUAAAUAAGAGUAGUAGUCAUAUAAACCAAAACCUUUAA
Heterostelium album PN500 is the source of this 1236-nucleotide messenger RNA. RefSeq lists its product as uncharacterized. The coding region runs from base 1 to 1236 and encodes 411 amino acids. The record is from RefSeq and is a predicted model, not a curated record. Lineage: Eukaryota; Evosea; Eumycetozoa; Acytosteliales; Acytosteliaceae. The transcript has 6 exons.